This is a messenger RNA of Canariomyces notabilis, 1875 nucleotides long. RefSeq lists its product as uncharacterized. The record is from RefSeq and is a predicted model, not a curated record. The coding region runs from base 15 to 1568 and encodes 517 amino acids. The transcript has a single exon. Lineage: Eukaryota; Fungi; Ascomycota; Sordariomycetes; Sordariales; Chaetomiaceae.
ACACAGCUAUAGAAAUGCCGCCGAGGAAGUCUCCGCGGAAUCCCACGCAAGAGCCCCAGCUCCCUAAGAGUCCGGUCAUUCAGGGGCAGGGGCUCGAUGAGACACAGAGCCCUUUACAGCAAUCUCCUACGACAGAAACUGAGGAGACCGAUGACGGGCCAGAUCGGGCGAAGGGAGCGCCGUCGAAUCGAUCUCCUAUCCGGCCACCCAGUCCUCCUCUGGUCCCCGAUCUCCCCGGAGCCGAACCAACCGGAGAAGAGCCGUCGGGACGGUUGGCCAUAUAUCCUCCGAAGAGCCAGACACGUGCGGCCCAGUUUCCCAAGUCAACCAUGUUUACGGACGAGCGCACGGAGAAUCAAGAACUCAUGCCCCAUCAGACGGAGGAUCCUAUGCAGCAGGAACAUCUACAGGAUGAGGAAAACAGACUACGCGGCUGGUCCCGAGCCAGGUCCCGCAGCAAGUCACCUUCGUUUCGGAGUCCGAUUUCCCAGAACCGCCGAACUCGGCGUUCUCCGAUCGCUCCCCCAAGGCUCCCUACUCAGGUUCCCAGUCCUCCGGGAGACGAAACAGCUAGCGAGUCUUUGAGGCGAUCCCAAAUCUAUCCUCCGCAGAACCAGACACAAGAGUUUCUGCCCCGCGCGAGGUUUUCAUCCCUACAGACACAGGAGCGUUCGCUUAGUCAGCAAGAACCUCCUACGGUGCUUAGUCGGACACAACAGGACCUUAUACAAGAGCCUUUGCCUUCUCUAGCAACAGAGCACCCGCCUCAGGCUGAUAGUAGCACCACUAACCGCCUGGUUAGGAAGACACCCUCGGAGCCUAAUGCGGUGUCUAGCCCUUUGCGAACCGAACGCUCCCCAUCUAAUAGGGGCAAAAGACGGAAGCUAUCCCAAGAUGCAGCUAUUUACUCGGACCAAUCACUCGUCGAACCGCGCAAAGAAGGCUCUAUGGAACCACAGAACGGAAUGGGCAAAAGAAAGGCAAUCCAGAAUGCCGCGGUAACAACAGAUAUCAAGCCGUUGGGACGCACGAGAAGGGCCGGCCCUCUACAAGACGCGGCCGAUCUCGCUUUGUUGGGAUUGCUCGAGUUCCCUGAGUAUAAGGCACCUUCCAACACGCGGUUAAGGCGUCCGCCAAUCCGCCCUCCUGAGACUUCCUCCGGAUUCAGGGUUCCUAGUUCAUCCUCCACCGAAGAAAGCCCCAGGGGACGACAACCAAAGCGAUCUCCCCCCCUGGGGACUUCCUCCGGAUUCAGGGUUCCUAGUUUAUCCUCCUCCGAAGACAGCCCUAGGGAGGGACAGCCAAGGCAAUCUCCAACCCACCUUCCAGGGGCCUAUCCAUCUUCCGAAGGAAGUCCUAGGGAAGAACAGCUGAGGCGAUCCUCCCCCCUUACGCGUUCUCCUAUUCUCCCACCAGCUAGCAUUGCUAGACAAAAAGACCCCGUGCACGCGGGGUUUCCAAAACCUCCCCAGAGGACCACAAGCGAGACGAUGAUGUUCGAGGCUUUCUCGGAAUCUAGGUUGAGAUUCCCUCAAGGAAAGGACUGGAGCGAUAUCGAGAUGGAGUAGGAAGAGCUUUAGGUUUCCAGUAAUGUCUCCCAUCGGUUUCUCGGCCCAGUUUCUUCAAGCUACUCUCUCGAUCACUCCACACCAACUUCAAUCACAAGUGUCACAGCAACAAGUGUCACAGCAAGCAGGUAGUUUCUUCCUUUUGCAAGCAAGAUAGCUAACCUUCAGUCUGCUAGUUCGGGCAAUCAUCAUAACAACGUAUCCGGCUCGCAAUCGAAGCUAUUUGCACCAAAAAAGUCUCCAGCGAAAAGAGAAAGCGGUUAGAUGGUCCGAUAUAUCGCGGUCUACCUUGCGUUGAAUGAAGGGC